CACAACAAAGCUAAUCCCAACGUCUGCCCUCUGAUCGUGUCUCUCCUGCGUUCACCAUGGCGUCCAUGUGGUCGUCCUUCACCUACGUGCUACUUCCCCCUGCGGUGGUUCUCCUGCUCUUGAUGACUAUCCCGUUCCCGGGACUCAUGCUCAACCGCGGCAUCGUCAAGUUCGGCGACGUUGUAUUCAACAUCCGCAUCGGCACACUCAGCGUCUUCUCUGUCAUCACGUUCGUUUCUUUCGUCGUACUCGUGGCGCAAACCUACGACUUGCAGAAGCGCUACUCGCUGCCCAGUGACCCGCAUAUUGAGGCGCACUAUUCGGCGGAUCUUCAGAAGAAGGCGACGCGUUGGCGAUCGGAGCGCAACUGGUGGAUCAGUGCACUCACCUUCACAAUCUACUGGAUGCUGCUACGUUUCCACGCCAUGAAGAAGAAGCUACUGAAGGCGCAACACGAGGAUUAGGUUGACGCACGUAUAGCUACUCUACUUUGCUCAUUACACCAUCGCUGAAUCUUUUUGAUAAAUUUUCGACAUGCUCAUAACGGCAGCAGCUCGAUGCAAUUUUUCUCGCAGAUUCGGGCUUCUAAUUUCUUGAAACAUGUUCACUAUUUGCAAUUUU
Molecule: messenger RNA, 621 nt
Organism: Phytophthora infestans T30-4
Lineage: Eukaryota; Oomycota; Peronosporomycetes; Peronosporales; Peronosporaceae
Exons: 3
Coding region: 57-464 (135 amino acids)
Source: RefSeq, a predicted model, not a curated record